AUGCAAUUAAAAUCAAAUAAUGCAGAUGCUAAAUCAACAGAUCGUUCAAAAUUUCGUUUAUCUGAUUUAAAAUCCGAUCAUGAUGGUUACCCAUUUAAACUAGGUGUAAAUGGUAUAAAAUCAACAUUUCAGACACCAUCCGUUAUACAAAUUAAAAAUAUAAAUAUGCGAAGUAAAGUUGCGAAUGACACAAAAGCUAAAUUAACAGAAUCUGCGGACUAUUUCGAACAAUCUGCUAUUGAAUGUUUAGAAAGAUGUCAUAGAAAUGAUUAUGAUUGUUCAUGUGAAAUAAUAUUAAGACAAAUUGAUCUAUUUGGUGAUGUGACAUGUUUACAGGUUGCUGUCGAUGCUGGCUGUAAAAGCUUUGUUGGUUCGCCAGGUUGUGUACAAGCUAUGACAAACAUUUGGUUUGAUAAAAUACAUCCAGAUCAAACAAAAAAACGGUAUCAAUUAACAUUAGUGUUAGGUUUUUUAACACUUGGUCUGACAGCACCGUUCAUGGUGCGAUUUCGGCCUAGGUCAGACGAUAGUAUCCAAGCAGAAACUUACGUGAUGUUAUUUACAUUUGAUCCGCCUACAGAUGGACUACCUUCGUUCGAUUGGACAGAAAUCUUGCUUAUAAUGCUCGUUAGCUGUAUGCUGCUUGAAGAAUUUCGUUAUUUUUUGAAUCAAGAUAAUUUAACACUGUGGGGAAAAUGUGGCACAUAUUUUCCACAUUUGUUUAAACAACUUACUGUUUUGUCAUACGUUCUGUUUUAUGUUGGUUUGAUAUUAAGAUUUCGAAAUGUACAAUCACCAGAAAAUUUUGAUGCGGCAAGAUCUUCAUAUUGA
This is a messenger RNA of Didymodactylos carnosus, 831 nucleotides long. The record is from the annotation of a GenBank genome assembly. NCBI's taxonomy places the organism in Eukaryota, Metazoa, Rotifera, Eurotatoria, Philodinida, Philodinidae.